Rubroshorea leprosula is the source of this 1619-nucleotide messenger RNA. The record is from the annotation of a GenBank genome assembly. NCBI's taxonomy places the organism in Eukaryota, Viridiplantae, Streptophyta, Magnoliopsida, Malvales, Dipterocarpaceae.
CUACUCAAUGUCACCCUCGAUUUCCACUUUUCCAGUUCUCCUGACAGUCUGAAACAGUGAGUAAUCCUUGGCUGCUGUCAUUUCCCACCAAAACGAUGGCGGCGAUCGGUUCCAACUGUGCCUUCCGAUCAGAGAAAGUUCCUCUCUCGGCCCCCUCUUACUCUUCCUCCGAUGCCGGUCUCAGAUUUUCCCGCGUUUCGGUAGCUUCAACUCCUCGAUUUCCUGUAAUCCGUCGAAACAUCUCAUGCCAAGCUUGGUCAGCCGCCGCCUCACCUUCUUCUUCCGUCAAUGGUAAAGCAAAAGGAGAAAUGAAGGAUUUUCUGCACAUUAAUGACUUUGACAAAGACACCAUAAUGAGGAUUUUACAGAGGGCUGCAGAGGUUAAAGCAGUCCUAAAAUCAGGAGACAGGACAUUUCUUCCUUUUAAAGGGAAAACAAUGGCAAUGAUCUUUGCAAAGCCCUCUAUGAGGACAAGGGUUUCAUUUGAGACUGGGUUUUUCUUGCUUGGAGGCCAUGCUAUUUAUUUAGGACCUGAUGAUAUCCAGAUGGGUAAGCGGGAGGAAACUUGUGAUGUUGCGCGAGUUCUAUCUGGGUACAAUGACAUUAUCAUGGCACGUGUCUUUGCUCAUAAGGACAUUCUUGAUUUGGCUAAAUAUGCAAAUGUACCUGUCAUUAAUGGCUUGACAGACUAUAACCAUCCUUGUCAAAUAAUGGCUGAUGCCCUCACAAUUAUUGAGCACAUCGGUCGAUUGGAAGGAACUAAGGUUGUCUAUGUUGGGGAUGGAAAUAACAUUGUCCACUCUUGGUUGUUGAUGGCAUCAGUUAUUCCUUUCCACUUUGUUUGUGCCUGCCCCAAAGGUUUUGAACCAGACAAAGAGACGGUUAAGAAGGCUCAGGAGGCUGGCAUCAGCAAGAUUGAGAUCACAAAUGAUCCAAAAGAAGCAGUCAGAGGAGCUGAUGUUGUUUACUCUGAUGUGUGGGCAAGCAUGGGGCAAAAGGAAGAGGCAGCAUAUCGCCGUCAAGUGUUUCAAGGAUUUCAGGUGGAUGAAAUGCUGAUGAAGGUAGCUGGCCCUAAAGCUUAUUUCAUGCACUGUUUGCCAGCAGAAAGAGGAGUAGAGGUGACAGAUGGUGUGAUAGAGGCUCCAAACUCCAUUGUCUUCCCACAAGCUGAAAACCGCAUGCAUGCUCAGAAUGCCAUAAUGCUUCAUGUUCUUGGUUUGUAAUUGCAAUUUGCGCCUGAAUCGUACGUUAUCUUGUUGCCUAUCUUGCGUUUUUAAACGAAUACGAUCCAGAACAGACAUGUUGGUGGUCUAUAUCUCAAAUCUUCACCCUCCCUCGAAUCUGAUACCUGUAAUUUAGAAUGCCAAGUCAUUUAUAUUCCUGGAGGGCAAUAUUUUUGUUUGAUAUGGAAUAAUCAACCCUCAAAAUUAGCCAAAAAAGAAAAAAAGAAAGAAAGAGAGAAAAAAACAGUGAGAGAGAAACAAACCCAAGUAAAAUGACUGUAUGGAAGACGUUCAAGUACGAAAGAACUGGAGCUUUUGAACUUCAGCUUUUUAAUGUUUGAGGUCUUAAACUUGAAUCCUAGAAUGUUUGGAAGAGUCUGGGAAUUAUUGUAUGAU